AUGUCUUCUACCAAAUAUUAUAAUUAUCAUUUCAUUGAUGUGUCUCUUUAUAUCUAUCUAUCUAUCUAUCUAUCUAUCUCAGUCUCUUUAUAUCUAUCUAUCUAUCUAUCUAUCUAUCUCAGUCUCUUUAUAUCUAUCUAUCUAUCUCAGUCUCUUUAUAUCUAUCUAUCUAUCUCAGUCUCUUUAUAUCUAUCUAUCUAUCUCAGUCUCUUUAUAUCUAUCUAUCUAUCUAUCUAUCUAUCUAUCUCAGUCUCUUCAUAUCUAUCUAUGUAUAUAUCUCCAUCUCUUCCUAUCUAUCUAUCUAUCUAUCUAAAGCUGUUCAUUAUCUAUCUAUCUAUCUAUCUAUCUAUCUCAGUCUCUUCAUAUCUAUCUAUGUAUAUAUCUCCAUCUCUUCCUAUCUAUCUAUCUAUCUAUCUAUCUAAAGCUGUUCAUUAUCUAUCUAUCUAUCUAUCUAUCUAUCUAAGUCUUUUCAUAUCUAUUUAUCUCAGUCUCUUCAUAUCUGUCUCAGGCUCUUUAUAUCUAUGUAUAUAUAUAUAUAUCUCCGUCCCUUCAUAUCUAUCUAUCUAUCUAUAUAUAUCUCCGUCUUUUCAUAUUUAUCUAUCUAUAUAUAUAUAUCUCAUUCUCUUCAUAUCUGUCUAUAUAUAUAUAUAUACCUCCAUCUCUUCAUAUCUAUCUAUCUAUCUAUCUAUCUCAGUCUUUUCAUAUCUAUUUAUCUCAGUCUCUUCAUAUCUGUCUAGAGCCCUACAGUCCCACAAGCUUGUGUGA
Acanthosepion pharaonis is the source of this 765-nucleotide messenger RNA. NCBI's taxonomy places the organism in Eukaryota, Metazoa, Mollusca, Cephalopoda, Sepiida, Sepiidae. The record is from the annotation of a GenBank genome assembly.